AGUAGACGCGUUGUGCGUAUGCGCAGAACGGAACGUGUUACCACUACGGCUUGAGUAUUGACUGAUAUGUAGCAGUGCUUGAUUUACUCGUGUGGGGCAGAUUAACCGGUGAUUUAUUAUUUUAGCAACUUUACUCGUUUGUAAACUGUUUCCUCGCUUCCGCGUAGAGGCACGCCCACUUCCUGGUAGCCUCGCGUCCACCUCCGGCUGUCGUUUGCAGUAGAGCUAUCAGAGUGGCCACAACAGUCCGAUGAGAGUGUUGGUGACAGGAGGCUCUGGCUUGGUGGGCAGGGCCAUACAACAUGUGGUCAAAGAGGAAGGAAUCAGGAAAGAAGAAGAAUGGAUCUUCCUCUCCUCCAAAGAUGCCAAUCUCAAGAGCAGGGAGGAGACGAUGGAGGUGUUUAGGAAAUAUCAGCCAUCCCAUGUUAUCCACCUGGCUGCCAUGGUGGGGGGACUUUUCAAGAACAUGAAGUGUAAUCUGGACUUCUGGAGGAAUAACAUCUACAUCAAUGAGAAUGUGCUGCAGGCAGCACAUGAAGUCGGUGUGGUCAAGGUUGUUUCCUGUCUAUCCACCUGCAUAUUUCCAGAUAAGACCACCUAUCCCAUUGAUGAGAAUAUGAUCCAUAAUGGCCCACCGCAUGAGUCCAACUUUGGCUACGCCUAUGCAAAAAGAAUGAUAGAUGUCCAAAACAGAGCCUAUUUCCAGCAGCAUGGACGUCACUACACAGCUGUGAUCCCCACUAAUGUGUUCGGUCCCCAUGACAACUUCAGCAUUGAAGAUGGUCAUGUGCUACCAGGUCUAAUUCACAGAGCUUACAUUGCCAAAGAAGAGGGGAAGCCCUUGGUUGUCUGGGGCUCAGGUACCCCAAGAAGGCAGUUCAUUUACUCUUUGGACUUGGCUCGCCUCUUCCUUUGGGUUUUGAGAGAAUAUCCAGAGGUUGACCCCAUUAUCCUUUCUGUUGGUGAGGAAGAUGAAGUAUCAAUCAAAGAAGCAGCAGACGCAGUGGUGCAUGCACUGGACUUUAAGGGUGAAGUGGUUUAUGAUACCAGCAAAGCAGAUGGGCAGUUUAAAAAGACAGCCAAUAAUGCAAAGCUCCGCAGCUAUCUCCCAGAUUUCAGCUUCACACCCUUCCAACAAGCUCUCAAGGAGACCUGUGAUUGGUUUGUUGCCAACUAUGACACAGCUCGUAAGUGAAAGCAGAUAUCCAUCGGGAAGUAAAAAAGACAAUCUGUUACAAGAUGGUCAUACAGAAGUCGCUAUAGCCGGGCUUGCAUUCCUGGGUGAGCUGGAUGGAGAACCUGCAACAUCUGACUGUGUGAAGAUCAGAUCUAUUUUUUGUUAUUUAUCCAUCGGAUUUCCACCUGUUUGUGACUUUUCCACAUUAAAAGGCCAUGGCCA
Messenger RNA from Doryrhamphus excisus (bluestripe pipefish), 1399 nucleotides. Its product is annotated as GDP-L-fucose synthase. Gene Ontology annotation, molecular function: GDP-L-fucose synthase activity. NCBI's taxonomy places the organism in Eukaryota, Metazoa, Chordata, Actinopteri, Syngnathiformes, Syngnathidae. Gene Ontology annotation, biological process: nucleotide-sugar biosynthetic process. The record is from RefSeq and is a predicted model, not a curated record.